Messenger RNA from Contarinia nasturtii (swede midge), 1554 nucleotides. RefSeq names its product TBC1 domain family member 19. Lineage: Eukaryota; Metazoa; Arthropoda; Insecta; Diptera; Cecidomyiidae. The record is from RefSeq and is a predicted model, not a curated record. Bases 1 to 1500 code for a protein of 499 amino acids. The transcript is spliced from 11 exons.
AUGGAAGAACUAAAAGAUGUAAGUAUCCAUCAUACGGCGUUAAAAGUUCUCUCCGAAAUAACAUCAAUGAAAAACUAUGAUGAAGUCAUUUACAAAACCGUACAGAAUUUGGUUUGUACGCCAGAUGUUGACAAAGUUGAUAUGAAACGAACGUUAGAGCAAGCCAUUAAAUCAAAUGGUUUAGAAACCGAAAUUCGUAAUGUUGUCUAUCAUUUGCUGAGAGCAUCGAAUAAAAAUGAGAUCAAUAAAAAUCCAGUGCAAUGUAAUGAUUCGUUGAGUUAUCUUCGUCGGGCUGGAAUACUAUGGGAGAGACGAGUUCGAAAAUCGUUGAAUUCAAUGUGCACCGAAUUGGAAGUCACUUUGCAAGGUCAGCUGAGAACAAGCGCCGAACGUGAGGAACUUUUAAACAAAUGGGACGAAUUAAGCAACUAUCAAAUUGAUUUAAGUAAUUAUCGUCCAGUGUACGCUCCAAAAGAUCUGCUUGAAGUGUUAAUAUCAUUAAAGGGUCCGAUGCGACAGGAGGAUGAUAUUUAUCCAAAAUGGGAAUUCUCUCAUAUAACACUGCCGGUGAAGAAUUUGCUCGAGUUAAAAAUGCACUUUCGAGAUCUGCUGAGGCCACCGAUACACAAUUGGCCUGCACAGUGUAAGCGGAUUUUAAGCCAACGGCUCGCUCCACUCAGUCAGCAUGCGUUGAAAAAAGGCCAAACACCAAAACCACUACGUGGCGAACUCUGGUCGUAUGUACUUGGAAGCCAUAAUUUUGUUAAUAAUUUGCCUUAUUGGGAAAAAUUGAAGAAUUCCGUUCUUAUGACUGAUCUUAUUGUCGAUAAGUUGGUUUUUAAAGAUGUUCAAUUAACUGCCACCAAUGACGAUCAAUACUUUGUGUUUGAAGAUAUUCUAUAUCAGAUAAUGUUGUGUUUUUCUCGUGAUACAGAAAUCAAUCAAUCGAUUCAAUCGGAUUUCACCAAUAUAUCCAAAUCAAAACAAUAUGAAGGUCCACCGUCCGGUGUUGUUCCAUUCCAUGGCAUUUGCAUGUUUGCGGCCCCAUUUUGUUACAUAUUCGAUUCGCCGGAGCAAUUAUACUUUACAUUUCGUGCAUUUUACAUUAGAUACUGUCACCGAUUGACUACGAUAAAUACACAUCCACAGGGAAUAGUGAGUUUGUGUCUUUUGUUUGAGAAACUGCUUCAAACGCACGAGCCAUUACUCUGGUCGCAUUUUAGAGAACUUCAAAUUCAACCAAUCCGAAUUGUGUUCAAAUGGCUUAUAAGGGCAUUCAGUGGAAAUCUUUCGCCUGAUGAAUUGCUCAUUCUAUGGGAUUUGAUUCUCGGCUAUGACAGCUUGGAAAUAAUUCCAUUUUUUGCUAUCAUUAUAUUGAGUUUUCGCAAAGAGAGCUUAUUGCAAGUUAAUACGAUAGAAAAUAUUGAAGCAGUAUUGGCUGACCUGUCUUCGAUAAAAGUGCUACCACUCAUUCAGCUCACACUGUCGUUGAAAAAUUGAAGGUAAUCAUGACAUUUAAACAAUACAGACCGGGGUCCAAGCUAAUACAAAUGA